AUGGUGGAGCUGCCAGAGCCGGAGGUGGCGGAUCCUGCCUCUGCAGAGGCCAUGGCGAAGAAGGCGCCCUGGGGACGAGGCGGCGUGCCGUUCCCCAAGAAGCUGCACGGCAGCCCGACCCGGGUGGUAGCCGCACAGGAGGCGGUGGACAAGCGCUUCGGGAACUGGGCGGAGUUCCUGAGCUUUGCGCCCUUGGAUGAGCUCUUCUCGCUUGAACGUGAGUCGGGCGAAGGAGGCGAAGCUGAGCGAGCGGUCAUCGUGGUACGGCCACGCUUAGUGCGCAGUGACUUGAGCUCUGGAACGCAAGCGAUGCCAUGGGUGUGA
Effrenium voratum is the source of this 324-nucleotide messenger RNA. NCBI's taxonomy places the organism in Eukaryota, Dinophyceae, Suessiales, Symbiodiniaceae. The record is from the annotation of a GenBank genome assembly.